CACAUACACACGGUCGUAUAGGCUCCUGUUUAAACAGCGGCGUGUAUACGUAUUUAUUUAAUAUAAAAUAUAAUGUCAAAAGAACUAGAUACUGAGUUAUUAAUUGCUUUGAUAGAAGCUCGUCCUGUAUUAUGGGAUAAAACAUCACCAAUAUAUAAGAACAGAAAUGAGACGAAGGAAGCGUGGAAAGAAGUCUGUACAGAAAUGAACAGCGAUUUCCAUGUUUAUAGUGAGGAAGAAAAAAAUAAAUAUGGUAAAGAGGUUGUAAAGAGGUGGGUCAACAUUCGGGAUGCAUUUAACAAGUUUUUGAAGAAAGAAAAAUCGUUCAAAAAGUCUGGUUCUGGUGCCUCAACUUUAAGCAAAUACAUUUAUGCUGAACAACUGAAGUUUCUAACCAAAAUAUUUACGCAUAGAUCAACUGAAGAUAGUUUAUCUGCCAAUCCCGUCCAAGCAACUUCCGACGCCGAUGUUUCAGAAACUGAUACUGAAAAUAAUAAUACCCAGCUUAAAUCACCUCCUCGAAAGCAACCUGGCUCUCGAAAAAGAAAAAUAGACGACGUUGAACUCAGGAUGAUUAAAGCUUUAGAACAGCCAGAAGAUCGUCAUAUUUCAUUUUUUAAAGGUAUCGUCCCAUCGUUACAUACCUUCACAGACGAUGAAACUUUACAAUUUCAGACUGGCGUUUUACGAUUAAUUACCAAUAUCAAGCAGAGGCGGUUUCAAUCAAACCAGCCACUUCCAUGUGCCGGAACUUCUGUAUAUGACAACUAUAUUAAUCGACAAAAUAGUACAGAACAUGUUCACCGUUCUACUUUGUCAUUGCCAAAAGAGCCACCUGCGACUCCUUCAGGAAUCUGUAUUAACAGAAACAUGCCCGCAUAUACUACAACAAAUUAUCCACAUGAGGCAAACGCACGUGAAUAUUUUGAACAAUACAACCCCACAGCGGAAAAUCCAUCUUCAGUUGAUAGUGCUUCUACACAGGAUUCUGUGUACGCGGAUUUAGAUUUCACAUAG
Messenger RNA from Acanthoscelides obtectus, 1017 nucleotides. The record is from the annotation of a GenBank genome assembly. Lineage: Eukaryota; Metazoa; Arthropoda; Insecta; Coleoptera; Chrysomelidae.